AUGAGCAGCUUCUCCAGACGCGGAGAAGGAAUCGACAAUUAUCUCAUGAACCCAUCAAUGGCAGUCCCCGGUACUUACAGUCACCCCGAUAGCCAUGAAUAUGGCGCAGCAGGAUCUGGCACAUACCAUUUCCCUCAGCAUUCCUUCAAUCCAUACGGAAACCAAUUCAGUCCUUCGUAUGGACAGCAGUCAAACAUGUCAUCCGGAAUGCAGCAUCUCCAGUAUGCCUCCGAGCAUACUAUCCCCUCAAUGUCUACUACCGAAGAUAUGAGACUUCAUCAUCCCCCCCCGCAGUACAUGGCCCAGCCCCGCUACCCACAAUCUCCGAGAUACCUGCCGCUGCGUGACGCUCUUGGUGAGACGGAUAUCGAGAGCCAAGAGUCCCGGAAUGAGGGCACUUUGCUCUCGGAGCCUGUGGUACCUGCUCUCGAUGGGUUUCCAGAUGUGAAGGAGUUUGAUCAACUCAUGCAGAGCUAUGUGGAUGAUCUCUCGGUGAAGAAGCAGGACAAGGCAUUGAUCCAUGCUAAAAGAGCGCGAAACAUUCGGACUGUGUUGAUUGAUCCGAAGGACACUGCAGUUGAGUCCGCCCAAUUUCGGUUCUGGGUCAAGAAAAUGUUUAAGCUUCAACCAGUCGGCAUGGGAACGGCAGAUUGCCGAAAAAUGAUUUGUCAUGAAGGAAAGCCUGUCGCAAUUCGCGAGAAACUGUUCAAGAUUCUCACCAAGGCACACCAGCAAUGUCAGCAUGGAGGUCGCGACAAGACCUCUGCACAAGUCCGACGGAUAUACUCAUGGGUCCCAAAGGAACUAAUCUCCCGCUUCGUCAAAAUAUGCCCAACCUGCCAAGUCCGACGCGGAGGAUCUCGUCUGACACCGCCCAAUUCCCGACGAGGCUCACCAAGACUUGAAAUGGUGCCUCGGUCUCCAAAGCUGCCAUCCCCACCAAUCGUCAAACGAGAAUCCUCUUAUGGAGGACACUCUUCCCUCAACCGAACACAGACAGAAUACCUGAGCCAGUUCCACGGUCAUAAUGGCUGGAUAGAUAGCCCACAGAGUAUCCAGGGCCGUUCUGCCUUGAACUCGAGUGUUCGGUCUUUCCCGGGUCCCAUGAAUGGUCUCUCCCACUCAAUGGCUGGUGGUAUGGAUCCUUUUUCAGCGGAGUUGUCAGUGCCGCCGUCGCAGUUGAGUUAUACGACCGGGGAGUAUAGGGCUGGCUCGAAUGAUUGA
Molecule: messenger RNA, 1224 nt
Organism: Penicillium subrubescens
Lineage: Eukaryota; Fungi; Ascomycota; Eurotiomycetes; Eurotiales; Aspergillaceae
Product: integrase zinc binding domain-containing protein
Exons: 6
Coding region: 1-1224 (407 amino acids)
Source: RefSeq, a predicted model, not a curated record